GGCGCGGGGCGCAGCGGCGGGACCUGAGCGGAAGGUGAGUGCACGCUGCCAUCGUCCGGCGCGCAACUUCGAGGGCGCACUGUGGGAGAGGCGGCAUGCCGACCUUGGACAAGCAGAACCUGCUGGAGAGCACGAGCGGAGCCCGGUCAUACUUUGGAUCUCUGUGGAAGAGUGAGGCUGGCAGGGCCCCUCCUGUGAACCUGCCUGCUGUUGAGCUGACCAUCCAGAGCAACCAUUAUUGCCAUGCCCAGAAAGAUGCUGGUAGUCACCCUGACUCCAAGAAGCAGAUGGCCCGGCGCAAGCUCUACGUGGCCUCAGCCAUCUGCCUGGUGUUCAUGAUUGGAGAAAUCAUUGGUGGAUACCUGGCACACAGCCUGGCCAUUAUGACGGAUGCCGCCCACCUGCUCACGGAUUUUGCCAGCAUGCUCAUUAGUCUCUUCUCCCUCUGGGUGUCUUCCCGACCGGCCACCAAGACCAUGAACUUUGGCUGGCAGCGAGCUGAGAUCCUCGGAGCCUUGGUGUCUGUGCUGUCCAUCUGGGUGGUAACUGGGGUGCUGGUGUACCUGGCUGUGCAGCGCCUGAUUUCUGGAGAUUAUGAGAUCAAAGGGGGCACCAUGUUAAUCACGUCAGCCUGCGCUGUGGCUGUGAACAUCAUAAUGGGGUUGGCCCUUCAUCAGUCUGGACAUGGGCACAGCCAUGGACAUGGGCAAAGCCAUGAACAUGGGCACAGCCAUGGUAACCAAAGCCAUGAAGACAGCCAACAGCAGCAGGAGAACCCCAGUGUCCGAGCAGCCUUCAUCCAUGUGAUUGGGGACCUUCUGCAGAGUGUGGGUGUCCUGGUGGCUGCCUACAUUAUAUACUUCAAGCCUGAGUACAAGUAUGUGGACCCCAUCUGCACCUUCCUCUUCUCCAUCCUGGUCUUGGGGACAACGUUAACCAUCUUGAGAGAUGUGAUCUUGGUUCUCAUGGAAGGAACUCCCAAAGGUGUGGACUUCACAGCCGUGAAGAAUCUCCUGCUGUCCGUGGAUGGGGUGGAGGCCUUGCACAGCCUGCAUAUCUGGGCGCUGACAGUGGCCCAGCCGGUGCUGUCUGUCCACAUAGCUAUCGCUCAGAAUGCCGACGCCCAGGCUGUGCUGAAGGUGGCUAGGGACCGCCUCCAGGGGAGGUUCAACUUCCACAUCAUGACCAUCCAGAUUGAGAGCUACUCUGAAGAGAUGAAGGACUGCCAGGAGUGCCAGGGCCCCUCAGAUUGACUAUCUGGUCAGACACCAUCCGAGGCAUGGCCAGGACGCAUGGCAAUGCAUUGAGUGUCCAGCCAGGACCCAGGUUCAAGGCAUAGCCUGCCUUGGUCCAUGCCAGUGGGACUCUCGUUGACCUCCUAUGAGCCCACAGGAGGCCCCGGAGGCAGAUGAGGAUGUCCUUCUCCAGGACUGUGUUUGGGUUGGAUCUUCAGCUGGUGUCCUUCCUAAUGCCCCAGCUGGAAAGGCACAGAGGCACGGAAGGGGACUCUGGGGUGUCCUAUACAUGUCCAGACACCUGACUGGGCAGGCAGGCUCCCUUUUGUAGGGGUCAGUCUCUUUGAUAAAAGAAUUUUGAAACAGACUCAGAAAGAUACUUUGAAGACCAUUUUAUUAGAUUGUGGGAGGAAACACACACAAGCCAGGCAAGCUGUACAUCUCAGUAGGUGCUGCGAGGAGGUAGGGAGAAGGGAGAAAGAAAGCCAUGCCUUUGAGUUAGGGUCAUCUGUGAAGUUCUGGAAACAGCUGAAUGGCUGUAAUGGGGGGUGUGUGUGCAUGCGUGUUAACAAAACACUGAGAAAGCUCGGCGUGUUGGGGGCAAGCGGACUUAGGGUUUUGGUCAGUUUGGGGAGAUCACUCUGGGUAGAGGCCUGCCACAGAGACAGGAAUGGCACCUGGGUUUGGAUGCUAUGCACCUUGGACUUAGUGGGAGGUGGAAAUAGGGUCCCUGGGGCUAACCAACCAGCUAGUCUAACCACAUCUUUGCAAUCUAGGUUCAGUGAGAGACCGUACCUCAAAAAAGAAGUUGGAGAGCAACAGAGGAUGCAGCGUACACGAACACACACACACACACACACACACACACAGAGAUUGAAAGAAGAGAUAAAGGGGGAAAGCAGAAAUCAUGCUUUUGAAUUAGAAUUUGGGGAAACAGUCUAACUUAGCAGUUAGGUCUCUUAGCAGAGAGCCAGAAGUACCUUAAUUAGGGGAGAAUCGUGCCUUCCGCUCCUUGGGACGUGUCUGGGUACCGUCGGGCCCAACUGAAUGAACUCUACAGAGAGCGUGUGUGGCAGUCAGAGGACAACUUGGGGUUCUCAGCACUUCAUUGUGAGUUCCUGGAAUCAAUGACAGCUUGUCAGACCUGAGCCACCCUUGAGGGAGGGGACAGUGGUAUGGAAUGUUCUGAUCUUUGGAGCAGGUUAGAAUGUUCCAUCUUUCACCCUGGGCCAGGGGUAGAACUUAGCUUCCAUUCUUCUGACCAGUAUGAAUUGCUUCUAGGAGACUGGCCUCAAGGAUCCCAGCCCCCCACUUGCUUGCCUUUCCCCAGUUGGUCCCCCCUGCAGCCCUUGGGAGCCCCUCUGCCCAUAAUGACUUACUGAGGCCACCUCUGAGAGGUGGGGCCAAAGGGCACCUGAGGCUUCUCAGUGUCUUGGCCACUUUGACUGUGGGUCCCAUGUGACUUCCUGGAGGAGGCCUCUUAACUACAGAAGGACCUGGCUGGUUUCUUCCUUCCUGGUACCCCAGCCCAGGAAGCUGUCAGAGGUCACUUCUGACAUAGAAACCUGGAACUUCGGGACACCUCCCCCACGGGCCUGUGAAGACAGCCAAGCCUGCCACAUACCUGGUGGUUGUGUAUGGGUCACUUUGAUCAGUGUCCUGGAAAAGGGACUCCGCAGUUAAAGCUGUUGUCAAGGCCAGACCAGCUUCCCGGUUUCCUGUCUUCACUGCCCUGGCAGGUAAGAGGCUAAGUGUCCGCCUCCACCAAUAGCAUCCCACUUUUAAA
Messenger RNA from Microtus oregoni (creeping vole), 3021 nucleotides. RefSeq names its product solute carrier family 30 member 2 (gene Slc30a2). Gene Ontology annotation, cellular component: plasma membrane. Lineage: Eukaryota; Metazoa; Chordata; Mammalia; Rodentia; Cricetidae. Gene Ontology annotation, biological process: response to zinc ion; zinc ion transmembrane transport. The coding region runs from base 96 to 1253 and encodes 385 amino acids. The transcript is spliced from 8 exons. The record is from RefSeq and is a predicted model, not a curated record. Gene Ontology annotation, molecular function: zinc ion transmembrane transporter activity.